Clonostachys rhizophaga is the source of this 1089-nucleotide messenger RNA. NCBI's taxonomy places the organism in Eukaryota, Fungi, Ascomycota, Sordariomycetes, Hypocreales, Bionectriaceae. The record is from the annotation of a GenBank genome assembly.
AUGGCUGCUCGAGCUUUCAACGUCGGCAUUGUUGGCUAUGGUUCCUCGGCCAAGUUAUUCCAUAUCCCGUUUCUCACGCAGCUGCCUCAAUUUAGGCUCUACGGCAUUGUCCAGCGGUCGCCAAAACCCGGGAACUCCGCCCCCGCCGACUGCCCCAACAUUAAGCACUACACUCACUACAAAGACCUUCUUGCCGACCCGGCCGUUGAUCUGGUCGUUGUAGGCACACCUCCAGAUAAUCAUUUCGAGUUGACGAAAGCAAGCUUGGAAGCAGGCAAGCAUGUCCUCACAGAGAAGCCGUUUGUGCCGACUUCGGCUGCCGCCAACGAGCUCAUCUCCAUUGCAAAGUUGCAGAACCGUCUUCUCUGUGUGUACCAGAACAGACGUUGGGACUCCGACUUUCUCACAAUAAAGGAUCUCGUAGCCAAGGGAACUUUGGGUCGCAUUCUACAAUAUGAUAGCCACUUCGCACGCUACAACCUUGAGCCCCCCAGUAAUUGGUCGGCCGGCCUGCCGAUUGAAAAGGGAGGCAGCAUGGUAUUUGAUCUCGGAAGCCACCUAAUUGAUCAAGCAUAUGUACUCUUCGGCAUGCCACAAAUUGUUCAUGGCAGGCUGCUGUCUCAGCGUAACGGCGGAUUUGACUUCCAGACACCAGACAGCAUCGCCGUAGAACUCACAUACCCCGAUGGCUUGCUCGUCAACAUUCGUACUAGCGUUUUGAGCGCCGAGGUCGUGCAGCCUAGGUUCUGUUUUCGCGGCACAAAGGGGAGUUUCCAGAAGUGGACGCUUGAUCCCCAGGAGGAUCAGUUGAUAGCUGGAAUGAAGGCGACGGAUCCUGGCUUCGGGAGAGAUAAUCCCAAGGACCUGAAGCUCAUACUUGUGGACGAAAACAAUAUUCCUGGAGAGGCUCCAGCCCCUGAAAACGAGCCAGUCACUUACGGGGCUUUUUAUGUGGAACUGGCCAAGGCCCUCGCAAGUGGCGAGGAUAAGGAUGUCCCUGUGAGAGCAACUCAGGCCAGAGAUGUUUUACGAUUGAUCGAGGCUGUCAUUGAGAGCGCGAAGACGAAUAGGGAUGUAGUGAUUGUAUGA